Molecule: messenger RNA, 1095 nt
Organism: Penicillium riverlandense
Lineage: Eukaryota; Fungi; Ascomycota; Eurotiomycetes; Eurotiales; Aspergillaceae
Product: putative integral membrane protein Pth11-like
Exons: 4
Coding region: 1-1095 (364 amino acids)
Source: RefSeq, a predicted model, not a curated record
AUGUCACAGAGUCCUUUUGGCGAUCCUCCUGCAAGAGUAGAUCUCUCUGAGAGUCGCCUGGGGAGAAACAAUGCCGCUGUCAUUACGACCUAUAUCCUUGCAGCCCUUGCGGUUCUGUUUCGUUUCUAUACCAGAUUCAAAGUUCAGCAGGCAAAGAUAGCCGCGGACGACUGGAUGAUUUUCGCUUCGCUUCUUUCGGUCACUGGGAGUCUCAUUUGCACCAUCAUUGGAGGAAAUUAUGGCCUCGGAAAACAUGUUUGGGCUGUACCCAUCCUUGACGUGGUGGAAGUGAUCCAGAUAUUAUUCAUAUAUGUGAUUCUCUACGUCGCCAACGUUCCACUAAUCAAAUUCUCGAUCCUUCUGUUCUACCGGCGAAUCUUUGGGAUGACAAAGCCCAUGUGGUUCUGUGUUUUUCUCACCGUCGGCUACUUUGUUUCCUGCAUGAUUGCCUUUCUGGUUUGCUGUCGGCCGGUCUCCUACUACUGGACACAGUAUGUGGAUCCUAGCGGAGGGAAGUGCGUCUUCAACCUCUUUCCCUUUUAUAUAGGCAAUGCUGCGGCGAACGUCACCACGGAUGUGAUUAUCUUGCUUGUUCCCAUUCCUAUAGUGUGGAAGCUACAGAUGAGAUCCACCCAGAAACUGUUGAUCAGCGGAAUUUUCAUGCUAGGCGGAUUUGUUUGCGUCGCAAGCCUCAUCCGGAUCUACUUUAUGACCUUCCUCAAAACCUCGCUCGAUGUCACCUGGAUCAUGGGAGACGUUUUUAUCUGGUCCAGCGUCGAACCCUGCAUUGGCAUUGUGUGCGCUUGUCUCCCAACCUUGCAGCCACUCCUCCGAUACACGAUUGCCCUAGUAUUCGGAACGAGCAGGGAACGAUACAUGGAUAAUUCGGAGCCGGUAGCGCCAGUAAAGAGAAAGAGUACACGGCGGAAGCCGCACAUGCCCCUUGACUGGGAUGAGGCCUUGCUGACGACCAAUGCCGUGCAAGUCGAAAUGGGUGAUGUCAGGACAGAGGGGAGCGAGGAUGGCAAAAUUACAGUGAAUACGGAUUUUCGAAUGGGGGAGGAGCAGCGGCAGAAAGAUAGUGCAGAAAGAUAG